CUCUACGGAAAAAUAGAAAAACAAAAUCCCCCGCACACACACAAAUAGAUACAAACAUAUAGAUAUAGAGAGAGAAAGUGUAUUCUAGAGAGAGAAAGGGGGUGGAGGUGGGGUAUUAUGAUGAUGGCGGAGGGAUGAUUAUGAUGAACAAGAAGGAGGUGAUAUGUAGAUGUUGUUUGUAGAAGGGCUGGCCAUGUUGAGGCAGCUCAUCGGUCAAGUUCAAGAGCUCUUAGACCUCUACGGCACUCCUCUUCCUCCUCCGCUGCCGACCGCUCCUCUACCGUAUAUCUUCCAUCAUCAACCUCCGACGAUACUCGCACCGCCGCCGCAACUUCAUAACGACAGAUGGUGUUAUAUGGACCUUGAAGAAAAGCCUUCAGAAGAUGAUUGCUAUGAUCUUGUAAUGAGAGGUGGAAAGUUCAAAAUGUUGGGCCCACCUUCAAAGAGAUCUCGGAAGGAAAGAAAAUUACCAGAAAGCCCUUCAAACAAGACAAUGGAAGAAGAAAUCUGGAAAGAGUUUCCGGAAGAUUUACACGAGGCGGUGAUCGCUCGACUUCCGGUAGCGGCCUUCUUCCGGUUCCGGUCAGUUUGCCAGAAAUGGAACUCUUUACUAACCUCAAACAGCUUCUCCCUUCAAUGCUCUCAACUCCCACAACCACCCCAACCAUGGUUCUACACAAGAACUCACGAAAACGUCAACACCGGAGCCAUGUACGAUCCGGUCGCCGGAAAAUGGCACCACCCCACCGCUCCGGCCAUCCCCACAAAGAUGAUCGUUCUUCCGGUGGCUGCCGCCGGUGGUUUGGUAUGUUUUCUUGACAUCGGUCACCGGAGCUUCUACGUGUGUAACCCUUUAACCAAAUCGUUCAAAGAGUUGAAGGGUAGAUCGGUCAAAGUCUGGUCAAGGGUAGCGGUAGGGAUGAUGAGUCUGAAUCAGAGUGGCUACCGGAUUAUGUGGGUGGGGUCGGACGGUGAGUAUGAGGUGUAUGACUCCAAGACCGACACGUGGACAUGUCCAGGGAAUAUUCCGGCGAGUGUGAAACUCCCGCUGUCGUUGAACUUUAGGUCACAGGCGGUGACUGUAGACGGGUGGAUGUAUUUUCUAAGGUCAGAUCCGGAUGGGAUAGUAGGGUAUGACGUGGCGAAUGGAAUUUGGAAACAAUUUACAGUUCCGGCCCCUGUUCACCUGAGUGACCAGAGCCUGGCGGAAUGUGGCGGCCGGAUUAUGUUGGUGGGGUUGCUGACAAAAAACGCGGCCACGUGUGUAUGCAUAUGGGAGCUUCAGAAGAUGACUCUCUUGUGGAAGGAGGUUGACAGAAUGCCAAAUGUAUGGUGCUUGGAGUUUUAUGGAAAGCACAUUAAGAUGUCUUGUUUGGGUAACAGAGGUUUGCUUAUGUUAUCUUUGAGAUCUAAGAUGAUGAAUCGGUUGGUUACUUAUGAUGUUUUCAGGAAGGAAUGGUUUAAGGUUCCCAAUUGUGUGCUCCCACAUAGUAGGAAGCGACAAUGGAUUGCUUGUGGGACCGCCUUUCAUCCGUGUCUUACUGCUAAGGCUUAGAGUGAAGGCCUUGUUUUAAUCUUGAUCGUUUGUUUUUGUGUAAUGUUAAAUAUAAUAUGUUUACGAUACGAUGCUCUUUUGGAUUAAUGUUUCUAGUGCCACGAAUGUGUAAUAUUAAUGAAUGACGUUUGUUUUAAUA
Messenger RNA from Lactuca sativa (garden lettuce), 1694 nucleotides. RefSeq names its product F-box only protein 6. NCBI's taxonomy places the organism in Eukaryota, Viridiplantae, Streptophyta, Magnoliopsida, Asterales, Asteraceae. The record is from RefSeq and is a predicted model, not a curated record. Gene Ontology annotation, molecular function: protein binding.